Molecule: messenger RNA, 638 nt
Organism: Cynara cardunculus var. scolymus (artichoke)
Lineage: Eukaryota; Viridiplantae; Streptophyta; Magnoliopsida; Asterales; Asteraceae
Product: 50S ribosomal protein 5, chloroplastic
Exons: 2
Coding region: 33-512 (159 amino acids)
Source: RefSeq, a predicted model, not a curated record
CGUCCAAACCCGGACUUCUUAUCCUUUGAUAUAUGAAGGUAUUUCUUCCAUCAAGUCUAUCCACAACUGAGGCUCCAGCUGACGACAGAAUGGUGGUUCUUCAUUUCACUCCGAUUCCUCAACCGUGUUUUCGUCAACUACCAUCGUCCCGAUUAACUUCUGCUGUUACUUCCAAUUCUUUUUCCAGGAAGUCAGUUCACCUACAAGCAGAAGUUUUCAGUGGCCUAAAGAUUCAAAGGUUGAAACAAAGAGAUGUGAUGAUUAUGAAGGCGACCUCAGAGAUCGAUGGCGCAGAACCAGAGAGCACCACACCUCCCAAAACCAAGGAUGAAAGCUUGUCCAUUGAAGAGCUUCCAUUGGAGUCGAAACUUCAACUGAAACUAGAUCAGAAACUGAAGAUGAAGUUGGCUAAGAAGGUCAGACUCCGAAGAAAGAGGCUUGUUAGGAAACGCCAGUUGAGGAAGAAAGGCCGAUGGCCGCCUUCAAAGAUGAAAAAGAACAAGAAUGUAUGAUCCGGUUUCAAAUUUAUGUUGUUCUCCUUUGCCUGAUUUCCUUAUUCGGUUUUUGUUUCUUUCAUUCUCCUGAAUAGAUGGAUCAUCAUUGACUAGUAUAAUGUUUGGUUUUGCCAUCCUACUUCU